GGAAAAGGAGGAGCCCUGCGCACGGCAUUCUGGGAGCGCGUGGUAUUCUGGGUAUCCGGGGCCCGCCAUUCCCUCGCUUCACGCCUUCGCUUUCUAACGUUUUUUCCAGAACCGAAAAGGAGCCUGCAGUUUCUUGGUGGGGAGAGGCGACUGACGGCACAGGAAGAAUCCUGCCAAGAUGUCUAUCGGUGUGCCAAUUAAAGUCUUGCACGAGGCUGAGGGCCACAUUGUGACGUGUGAGACCAACACUGGAGAGGUCUAUCGAGGGAAGCUCAUUGAAGCAGAGGACAACAUGAACUGCCAGAUGUCUAACAUCACAGUCACCUACAGAGAUGGCCGAGUGGCACAGCUGGAACAAGUAUACAUCCGUGGCAGCAAGAUCCGAUUUCUGAUAUUGCCUGACAUGCUGAAAAAUGCACCAAUGUUAAAGAGCAUGAAAAAUAAGAACCAAGGCUCCGGAGCUGGCCGAGGGAAAGCUGCUAUCCUGAAGGCCCAAGUGGCUGCAAGAGGAAGAGGACGUGGAAUGGGGCGUGGAAACAUCUUCCAGAAGCGAAGAUAACUUUCUCAGUUGAAGAGAACAUUGUCCUUAACUCUGUUAGGUUAUUGGGGGGGUUACAUGUGCAUAAUGUCAUAGGUUUUCUUUUGAUAUUUCUCUUUGUACCGAGAAAACUGUUAAGCUUAAUAAAAUUGGUUUCUUUGUGGUU
Arvicola amphibius (Eurasian water vole) is the source of this 704-nucleotide messenger RNA. RefSeq names its product small nuclear ribonucleoprotein D3 polypeptide (gene Snrpd3). The transcript is spliced from 4 exons. Gene Ontology annotation, cellular component: SMN-Sm protein complex; commitment complex; U12-type spliceosomal complex. Gene Ontology annotation, molecular function: RNA binding. NCBI's taxonomy places the organism in Eukaryota, Metazoa, Chordata, Mammalia, Rodentia, Cricetidae. Gene Ontology annotation, biological process: spliceosomal snRNP assembly; RNA processing. The coding region runs from base 179 to 559 and encodes 126 amino acids. The record is from RefSeq and is a predicted model, not a curated record.